Canis lupus familiaris (dog) is the source of this 1622-nucleotide messenger RNA. It is a transcript of the gene KCNJ2, whose product is annotated as potassium inwardly rectifying channel subfamily J member 2. The record is from RefSeq and is marked validated. Gene Ontology annotation, biological process: potassium ion import across plasma membrane; regulation of monoatomic ion transmembrane transport. Gene Ontology annotation, cellular component: plasma membrane. Lineage: Eukaryota; Metazoa; Chordata; Mammalia; Carnivora; Canidae. Gene Ontology annotation, molecular function: inward rectifier potassium channel activity.
CUGGGUCUUGGGGAUUCUGGUUUGCUUUGGCUCACUCGCUUUCACAAACUGCCGGAUCUUACAUGCCUCUGUGCCCCCCCACUUCCACUUCAUGUCCCCAUGCUCCUGCGCCAGCAACAGGUCACGUCCUCCCCUGGAUGUCAGCUGAGUUACUGAGGUGGCUCUGCAUGUCCGGAGACAGACGUUGGUAGAAGCCCCGGCUCCUGGAGGCCCGCCGUCUCUCCUUCUUCUUUGGCGUGUGUGUCCUCACCGAGCAUUCAAAACUGUUUCUCCAAAGGGUCUUGCAAAAACUCAGACUGUUUUCCAAAGCCGAAGCACUGGCGUCCACAGCAGGAGCGAUGGGCAGUGUGCGGACCAACCGCUACAGCAUCGUCUCUUCCGAAGAGGACGGGAUGAAGUUGGCCACCAUGGCGGUUGCCAACGGCUUUGGGAACGGGAAGAGUAAGGUCCACACCCGACAGCAGUGCAGGAGCCGCUUCGUGAAGAAGGACGGCCACUGCAACGUCCAGUUCAUCAACGUGGGGGAGAAGGGACAGCGGUACCUCGCAGACAUCUUUACCACAUGCGUGGACAUUCGCUGGCGGUGGAUGCUGGUCAUCUUCUGCCUGGCGUUCGUGCUCUCCUGGCUGUUCUUUGGCUGUGUGUUUUGGUUGAUAGCUCUGCUCCAUGGCGAUCUGGAUGCAUCUAAAGAGAGCAAGGCUUGCGUGUCCGAGGUCAACAGCUUCACGGCGGCCUUCCUCUUCUCCAUCGAGACCCAGACGACCAUAGGCUACGGCUUCCGCUGUGUCACAGACGAAUGCCCAGUUGCCGUGUUCAUGGUGGUCUUCCAGUCCAUCGUGGGCUGCAUCAUCGAUGCCUUCAUCAUCGGCGCGGUCAUGGCGAAGAUGGCCAAGCCAAAGAAGAGGAACGAGACUCUGGUCUUCAGUCACAACGCUGUGAUCGCCAUGAGAGAUGGCAAGCUGUGUUUGAUGUGGCGGGUGGGCAACCUUCGGAAGAGCCACUUGGUGGAGGCCCACGUGAGGGCCCAGCUGCUCAAAUCCCGAAUCACUUCCGAGGGGGAGUACAUCCCCCUGGAUCAAAUAGAUAUCAACGUUGGGUUCGACAGCGGGAUUGACCGGAUAUUUCUGGUGUCCCCCAUCACCAUAGUCCACGAGAUAGAUGAAGACAGUCCUUUAUAUGACUUGAGCAAACAGGACAUCGACAAUGCAGACUUUGAAAUCGUUGUCAUACUGGAGGGCAUGGUGGAGGCCACGGCCAUGACCACCCAGUGCCGUAGCUCCUAUCUGGCGAAUGAGAUCCUCUGGGGCCACCGCUACGAGCCUGUCCUCUUCGAGGAGAAGCACUACUACAAAGUGGACUACUCAAGGUUCCACAAGACCUACGAAGUGCCCAACACGCCCCUCUGUAGUGCCAGAGACUUAGCCGAAAAGAAAUACAUCCUCUCAAAUGCUAACUCCUUUUGCUACGAAAACGAAGUUGCCCUCACAAGCAAAGAGGAAGAUGACAGUGAAAAUGGAGUUCCAGAAAGCACGAGUACGGACACGCCCCCUGACCUAGACCUUCACAACCAGGCAAGCGUACCUCUAGAGCCCAGGCCCUUAAGGCGAGAGUCGGAGAUCUGA